AUGAUCUAUAAUCUGUGGCCAUAGAUAAUAGAUCUACAAAGGGUAUGUCUGUUAUAUACCCUUUGUAUAUCUAUUAUCUAUGGUUGUGUACAAUAUGACAACAGUACAAUCAAUUUGAGGUUUAGUGUAGUUUUUGUGUUUUUUUCAAAAUUUGCAUUGUGUGAACAAAUGGAACAGUGAAAUAGAACAUGAACGAAAAGCAAAACUUAAAAGAAGAAAAACAUCACAAACAACAAGAGUUUUGUUACACGAGACCCGCUUAUAGAGCCAGUCGAAGAUUAACUGCUGUUAAAGUGUAUACUGCUGCUGCAGAAUCUCAACAUCUUUUUAUUUAUAAUGUUCCAAAAAUAAACCUUAGAGCUGAACUAAAAAACUUAUGUUCAAAAUAUGGGCAAAUAUUGUUAAUUAACGUUGUACCUGAUUAUAAAACUGAAUUAUUCACCGAAUGCUAUCAUGUUCAAUUUGAUAGAAUUCAAGCUGCAAAGAUUGCUAAGCGUUUAAUAGACAACAAGUCAUUUUAUGGGCAAGUGCUUCAUGUUUGCUAUGCACCUGAAUAUGAAAACAUUGCUGAAACUCAAGCUAAAUUAGAUCAAAGGAGAAGGGAUGUUUUGAAACGUAUUGAAAAUCCAAACAGAUUACCGUUUGAUCAAAGGACACUUGGAGAUGAUGUAAACUUCAUGACCAUAAGUAAGUCGCAGUUACAGAAGAAAAGAAAAUAUGAAGAUUUAGGUAAUGGGAAUGCUUCAAGUGAUAAUAAUACUGAAGAAUUUUUAAAGGAUUUUUACUCCAUUUAUGAUAAUAAGAGUAAGAAGAAUAAAACUUAAAUAGAUUUAAAAUGACAUCAGC
Agrilus planipennis (emerald ash borer) is the source of this 846-nucleotide messenger RNA. Its product is annotated as RNA-binding protein 48. The record is from RefSeq and is a predicted model, not a curated record. Gene Ontology annotation, molecular function: RNA binding. NCBI's taxonomy places the organism in Eukaryota, Metazoa, Arthropoda, Insecta, Coleoptera, Buprestidae. Bases 189 to 824 code for a protein of 211 amino acids. The transcript is spliced from 2 exons. Gene Ontology annotation, cellular component: nucleoplasm.